Morus notabilis is the source of this 1417-nucleotide messenger RNA. RefSeq names its product 60S ribosomal protein L3. Lineage: Eukaryota; Viridiplantae; Streptophyta; Magnoliopsida; Rosales; Moraceae. The transcript is spliced from 6 exons. The coding region runs from base 52 to 1221 and encodes 389 amino acids. The record is from RefSeq and is a predicted model, not a curated record. Gene Ontology annotation, molecular function: structural constituent of ribosome; RNA binding. Gene Ontology annotation, cellular component: cytosolic large ribosomal subunit; ribosome. Gene Ontology annotation, biological process: translation; ribosomal large subunit assembly.
UCUCGUUCGUUCGCUCGCCGCAUAAGCAACAAGCUCAGGGGGAGGAGGAGGAUGUCUCACAGGAAGUUUGAGCACCCAAGGCAUGGUUCCCUUGGAUUUCUUCCAAGGAAGAGGGCUUCUCGCCACAGGGGAAAGGUGAAGGCUUUUCCCAAGGACGACCCAACCAAGCCCUGCAAGCUCACUGCGUUUUUGGGUUACAAGGCUGGGAUGACUCACAUUGUCAGGGAGGUCGAAAAACCGGGAUCAAAGCUUCACAAGAAGGAGACAUGUGAAGCUGUGACUGUCAUUGAGACACCUCCCAUGGUUAUUGUUGGAGUUGUUGGGUAUGUGAAGACACCACGUGGUCUUCGUACUCUGAACACUGUGUGGGCUCAGCAUCUCAGUGAGGAGGUGAAGAGAAGGUUCUACAAGAACUGGUGCAAGUCCAAGAAGAAGGCCUUCACAAAAUACUCCAAGCAAUAUGAAAGUGAUGAGGGAAAGAAGAAUAUCCAGGCUCAGCUUGAGAAGCUGAAGAAAUAUGCUACCGUUAUCCGGGUUUUGGCUCACACUCAGAUCAGGAAAAUGAAGGGAUUGAAGCAGAAGAAAGCUCACCUUAUGGAGAUUCAGGUAAAUGGUGGGACUAUUGCCCAAAAGGUGGACUUUGCCUACGGUUUCUUUGAGAAGCAAGUCCCUGUUGAUGCUGUUUUCCAGAAGGAUGAGAUGAUUGACAUCAUUGGUGUGACCAAGGGUAAGGGUUACGAAGGUGUUGUCACUAGGUGGGGUGUGACUCGUCUUCCUCGCAAGACCCACAGGGGUCUCCGCAAGGUGGCUUGUAUUGGUGCCUGGCAUCCUGCCAGAGUCUCAUUCACAGUUGCUCGUGCUGGUCAGAAUGGAUACCACCACCGUACUGAGAUGAACAAGAAGGUUUACAAGCUCGGCAAGGCUGGACAGGAGUCUCACACCGCCAUCACCGAGUUCGAUAGGACCGAGAAAGACAUCACUCCCAUCGGUGGCUUCCCACACUAUGGUGUGGUGAAGGAUGAUUUUUUGUUGAUCAAGGGAUGCUGUGUUGGACCCAAGAAGAGGGUUGUUACCCUUCGUCAAUCUCUUCUCAAGCAGACAUCUCGUGUUGCUCUCGAGGAGAUCAAGCUCAAGUUCAUCGAUACCUCCUCAAAGUUUGGGCAUGGACGUUUCCAGACCACACAGGAGAAACAGAAGUUCUAUGGACGUCUCAAGGCGUAAUUUUGCAAACUGGUCUAAGGUUUUGGGCUAUCAUAGUAAACUAGGCAAUUUCAGUUUUAAUGCAAUUGAGAUUCUGUUGGGAUUUCAGUUUUGUUUUAUUUCAAUAUAUGUUGGUUUGAAGCGCAGAAGAUUUUGAACAAUUACAACUGCUUUUAUGGCUAUGAGAAUCUAUUGGCUUCGUGGAAUUUAAUUUUAA